Molecule: messenger RNA, 2602 nt
Organism: Salarias fasciatus (jewelled blenny)
Lineage: Eukaryota; Metazoa; Chordata; Actinopteri; Blenniiformes; Blenniidae
Product: Bardet-Biedl syndrome 1 protein homolog
Exons: 7
Coding region: 218-1972 (584 amino acids)
Biological process (GO): protein localization to cilium; non-motile cilium assembly
Cellular component (GO): centrosome; axoneme; BBSome
Molecular function (GO): patched binding; smoothened binding
Source: RefSeq, a predicted model, not a curated record
AACUCUUACGGGCGGAUUUGCACGUCUUCUCUCACCCCUCUGCGGUCCUGCGUCGGUUUUUUUCUCCGAGGUCUGAUGAAAUAACCCCAUUCCGGACCCGAAACGAACUGGAAUGCCCGCUUUUGCACGUCUUUUCCUGGCGUUUUGAGAUCGAUAAACCUGCUGAACGUCGGUCGGCAGACGCCCAGAGCCCGUUUCCUUGGUAACGGUGUCAGCCAUGUCUUCUGGGGACUCCAGCGGCGAUGGAGGGAAGUGGCUGGACGCCCACUAUGACCCGAUGGCCGGCCUCUACACCUUCUCCUCCUGCGUGGACCUGGCUGAGCUGAGCGGGGACGGGGAGAGCCGCCUGCUGGUGGGGGACCUGGGCUCCGGCUCGGCGGGGAUGAAGCUGAAGGUGUACCGCGGCACCUCGCUGACCAGCGAGAGCACGCUGCUGGACCUGCCCUCUGGCGUGGUCGCCUUCUUCAUGGAUCUCCACGAGCCCCGGAUCCCCGCCGUGGCCGUGGCCUCCGGACCCUGCAUCUACGUCUACAAGAACCUGCGGCCGUACUUCAAGUUCACCCUGCCCAGCCUCCAGGUCAACACGCUGGAGCAGGACGUGUGGCAGCAGGUGAGGGAGGGGCAGAUCGACCCCCUGACCCUGAAGGAGAUGCUGGAGAGCAUCAGGAGGAAGGCCGACGUGCCGCUGUCCAUGCGCUCGCUCCGCUUCCUGUCUCUGGAUCCCGACGAAAUGGAUGACUAUGUUCAGCUGCACAAGCAGCAGCCAAUCAGGAGACAGACAGUCAUCACCUGCAUCAGCACUCUGAAGAAGAGCACAGCGGACGACGAUGGAGUCAGCUGUUUGGUCAUCGGAACAGAGAGCUGCGACGUCUACGUCCUCGACCCCGAGGCCUUCAUCAUCCUCUCCAAGAUGUCGCUGCCUGCCGCUCCCUCCUUCAUGGACGUGACGGGUCAGUUCGACGUGGAGUUUCGCAUCACGGUGGCGUGCCGCAAUGGGAACAUCUAUAUUCUGCGCAGGGAUUCUGACAAACCAAAGUACUGCAUCGAGCUGGCGUCCCAUCCAGUCGGUCUGGUGCGAGUCGGGAAGAACGUGGUGGUGGGCUGCACCGACGAGAGCCUGCAGGGCUUCACUCAGAAGGGGAAAAGGCUGUGGAGGACGGUUCUCGCCGCUCCCAUCACCACCAUGGCGGCCAUGGACCUGCCGACCCGCGGCUUCCAGGCGGUCUUGCUCGGCCUGGCGAACUGCGAGGUGCAGCUCUACCGGGACAAGAACCUGCUCAGCACCAUCAAGACGCCGGACGUGGUCACCAGCAUCUGCUUCGGCAGGUACGGCCGCGAGGACGGAACCCUCAUCAUGACCACCCGGGCCGGCGGCCUGAUCGUGAAGAUCCUGAAGAGGACGGCGGUGUUCGACGACCGGGACGGCGCCCCCGGCCCGCCGCAGGCGCAGAGCAUCCGCCUCAACGUGCCCAAGAAGACCAAGCUGUACGUGGACCAGACGCUGAGGGUGAGCGGCGAGAGCGGCGCCGCCAUGCACCGCGCCUUCCAGAUGGACCUGAGCCGCCUGCGCCUGGCCGCCGCCAAGGCGUACGUGAAGGCGCUGGAGUCCAGCCUGACGCCCGUGUCGUCCAGCCUCAGCGAGCCGCUCAAGAUGAACGCCGUGGUGCAGGGGCUGGGCCCCACCUUCAAGCUGACCCUGAACGUCCAGAACACGGCGGCGUGCCGGCCCGUCAUGAACCUGGCCGUCAGCUUCCUGUACGACGAGAGCCUGUACCGCGUCAAGAACCCGUUCCUCAGGAUCCCCCUGCUGGUGCCCGGACUCAUCUACCCCAUUCAGACCUUCGUGGAGUGCACCAGCGACAAGGGCAUCGCUGACAUCAUCAAGGUGUUCGUCCUCCACGAGGGGCGGAGCUCGCCGCUGCUGACCGCUCACAUCAACAUGCCAGUCAGCGAGGGACUGACGCUCAACUGAGUUAUGUUAACAGCACAGUGAACUGCUGUCACAUCUCCCUUAUUCAUUCAACUUUAGUUUUAUUUAUUCAGAUUUUAUCUUUAUUUAUUCAACGUUACCUUUAUUCCUUUAAACUUUACCUUUAUGUAUUCCAGUUUUACCUUCUCGAGGUCGUCAUACAGCAGUCUAGACCAAAAAUAUACGUUUCUUCCUAAUUUAAUUCAGUGUGACCUACGAACACAUUUACUUUAUUAUAAGGAACCGCCUGCAGUUCCAACUUUGAGUUCUAAAAUACUGUUUCUGUUUGUAGAUCUUUUAGUUUUUGUCUUUUAGCUUGUUGUAAAUAAACCAGAUAAUUUAAGAUACAUUAAGCUGAGCCAAGCCUGUUUUUUCUUGAUAGAAUUGCAACUACAUGAAUCUUUCAUUUAUUCUGAGGUGUUGAGUGAAAUGUUUGUGUUGUACAGAGGCUUUAAAGUCAAAUACAUUCGUGUUUUGCACUGAAGACCAACAGGUGUAGCUGAAGAGCUUUUAAUGCAAGACUGAAUCUAAAUCAGUAAAAUCAAUUCAUCUGAUUUACUUUUGCUCACACAAUGUUGCCACAGACCAUGAAAACGUAAUUUUGUUUCUAUAGCUCCAAUUCAAUACAGUUAU